UCAAUCGCCUUUCGCGUUCUUCACAUUAAGCGUGAACAGGAUCAUAUUUGGCUUUAGGCGGAAAAGAAAGGUCCAACGAGGGCCACUGCCCCUCGACUUUUCGUUCAAGUCCAUUGAGAGCUUGUCUUUUAAUCCACGUAGAGGGGUAAGUGCUGCCUUCCUUUCCCUUUACUGCUUGUUCUCUUUAUGGAAAAGAAUACCAAAGCUGGAUGGAACAAGGCUUGCAGCGUUGAUGAAACACACAGAACAGCUGGAUAAGAGGGAAGUGGUGGAGCAAGAGAAGAGGAAGAUGGAAACAAGCCAGGCAGAGUCGAAGGCCAAACAACGAAGGCCAAUUCAGAGCACUCCCAACGACAGCUGACACCAUGGAACGGAACAAGAUGAGAAGUGAGAAGUGGGCAGAGCCAUAAUAAUAAUAAUAUUAUCAUUCUGGCUCCUUGAUUAAAUGAACUCCAAUAGGCUUGAGUCCGUUUCAAUAUUGACUUGAGGAAGCCCUUGAUCCGUCCUCUCUAGAGCCACCAUGAAGAAACGCAAUGUUCGCACUCUAUCCUUGAUCAUAGUGACCUUCACUUAUUUGUUGAUCGGCGCUGCAGUCUUUGAUGCCUUGGAAGGGCCCAACAAUGAUCGGGCCUUUGAGGCCCUGACUGAAGUGAAACAAAACAUGAUGGAUAAAUACAACCUGACGGAAGCGGAUUAUCGCGUGUUGGAAGUGCUCAUGAUUGAGAAGAAGCCCCAUAAGUCGGGUCCGCAAUGGAAGUUCUCCGGAUCGUUCUACUACGCCCUGGUGGUCUUGACCCUCAUCGGAUAUGGCCAUUCCACACCAGCUACCACGUUGGGAAAGGCCUUCACCAUGGGCUAUGCAAUGGCUGGAAUCCCUAUGGCCAUGGUCAUGUUUCAAAGCAUGGGUGAGCGGAUGAACAAGUUCUACUCGGUGAUUAUCAACAAGGUACGCCAAUGGCAAGGCAGUCAUCGCACGGAAGCCACCGAGUUCGAUUUGAUCGUGGCCUCUGGAAUUACGUCCUCGAUUGUUACCAUAAUGGGUGCCCUCAUGUACCAUACGCAAGAAGGGUGGUCCUUAUUCGACUCGAUGUACUACACGUUCAUUACGUUGUCGACUAUUGGAUUUGGAGACUUUGUGGCACUUCAGAGACACCAUUCGCUCCAAUUCCAUCCCUAUUACGUGUGCUGCUCGUUCAUCUUCCUGCUUUUGGGCUUGGCCUGUUUCGCCUCCUCCGUGAACUUGCUGGUCCUCCGAUUCAUGAUCCUUUCUCUAGAAGAAGACGAACAAGAGGACCUGGUGGACCAAGCCAACAUCCUCACCCUUGACGGGGAGCUAAUGGUGGCCACCGGAGCCCUAGAUCCCAACGGAGGAGGUCGCCGCCUAUUCCUGCCCAACCAGGAAAUGGCCGCCACGUCCGAGCGGAACCUCUUUGCCGCGGCCAACAAAGCCGAUACCACGUCCGUUUGCUCGUGCACGUGUUACGGCCGAGUCGGCCAAAGUGGCCAGCCUGUCAACGCGACAUUGGGCAAUGUCAAUUUGGCCUCGGAAACCAACCGGACGAAUGGGUUCCGUGGACCCACGUGGCGACGCUCCACCGCCCGGGCCUUGGGGUUUGUGGGCCGAAUCUUUGGAUGUAAGGAAAAUCUCCAGGAGUUUGACGACGAGAACUUCUAUGACGAGGAGACUCAAUCUAUCAGCAACUACGCACGAUACGCUAUCAAAAGGGCUUCUUUCUAAGAGGAAGAGAGCCACUCAAACGACGGAUUUCUAUCUCUGCUUAGCGUGUUAGGCUGUCCUUUUUUGUCAAUCACCAUGGGUUCUGUGUAUUCAUUAGAUUUGUUUUCAAUUAUCAUACAAACAAGACAUGAAUAUUAAAGCCACUAUUACAACAUGAA
This is a messenger RNA of Tigriopus californicus, 1896 nucleotides long. Its product is annotated as two pore potassium channel protein sup-9-like. Lineage: Eukaryota; Metazoa; Arthropoda; Copepoda; Harpacticoida; Harpacticidae. Gene Ontology annotation, cellular component: membrane. The coding region runs from base 521 to 1738 and encodes 405 amino acids. Gene Ontology annotation, biological process: potassium ion transmembrane transport; stabilization of membrane potential. The record is from RefSeq and is a predicted model, not a curated record. Gene Ontology annotation, molecular function: potassium ion leak channel activity. The transcript has 3 exons.